Messenger RNA from Morus notabilis, 4906 nucleotides. RefSeq names its product alpha-glucan water dikinase, chloroplastic. Bases 209 to 4591 code for a protein of 1460 amino acids. Gene Ontology annotation, molecular function: kinase activity; ATP binding. Lineage: Eukaryota; Viridiplantae; Streptophyta; Magnoliopsida; Rosales; Moraceae. The record is from RefSeq and is a predicted model, not a curated record. The transcript is spliced from 35 exons. Gene Ontology annotation, biological process: phosphorylation.
AAUCAGAGAGAAAGCCUACCAAUUAAGAAAGAAAGAGAGUGAGAGUGAAAAACUGUGAAAGCUUUAAAGCUUAGCUUGAAGCUCUAAUCCAAUAUUUCAGCAAAAAAGGCCUCGAUUCUCACUUCUCGUUCUUUCAUUUUCCAGAAUCUGAUCGUAUAUUCUCUGAAUUCAGGAACUCCGAUCAAAGAAUCAAGAAGAGGCAACGAAUAUGAGCAGCUCCAUUGGCAAUAAUAUGCUCAACCAGAGUCUGCUCCGAAGCAAACUCAAUUCUUCUGGAAUUCCUGCAAACACAUUGUUCCAAGCUUCGCGCGUCAACGCACCGACACGGAAGUCGCAGUCAUCGAAGAAAUUUUCCGGGAAAAAGUUGGUUGUCGAGAAACCAAAUUUAGCAAUGGGAUCGCGUCGCCGUUCAUCUGCCAUUCCUCGUGCCGUCUUAGCCACCCAUGCAGAUUCAAAGCAGCUUGCAGAAAAAUUCAACCUUGAUGGAAGCAUUGAAUUGCAGGUUGUUGUUAGUGCCCCAAUGCCGGGUUCUCCCACACAAGUCGAGAUUCAAGUCACGUAUAGUAGUGAUUCUUUGCUUCUUCACUGGGGUGCAGUUAAAGACAGAAAAGAAAAGUGGGUGCUUCCUUCUCGUCAACCAGGUGGAACCAAAGAAUACAAGAACAGAGCUCUUAGAACUCCAUUUUCCAAAUCUGGCUCCAAUUCCUUCCUCAAAAUUGAAAUUGAUGAUCCUGAAGUACAAGCGAUAGAGUUUCUUAUAGUCGAUGAAAGGAAGAAUAAAUGGUUUAAAAAUAAUGGCAACAACUUUCAUGUUAAGUUACCUGCAAAAGAGGAGCGGAUUUCAAGUGUUUCGGUUCCUGAAGAUCUUGUGCAGAUUCAAGCGUAUUUGAGAUGGGAGAGAAGGGGUAAACAGAUGUACACCCCAGAGCAAGAGAAGGAGGAGUAUGAAGCAGCUCGAAAUGAGCUAUUGAAUGAAGUAGCCAGGGGUAUUUCCAUUCAGGAACUUCGAGCCAGGCUGACUAAAGAGAAUGAUGGCGGUGAUGUUAAGGAGCCAUCUGUUCCGGUUUCAAAAGGAAUCCCUGAUGAUCUUGUACAAGUACAAGCUUAUAUCCGCUGGGAGAAAGCAGGGAAACCCAACUACUCCGAGAAGCAACAACUUAGGGAGUUUGAGGAAGCAAGAAAGGAGUUGCAAAUGGAACUAGAGAAAGGUCUGUCUCUUGACGAGUUACGGAAGAAGAUCAACCAAGGAGAGAUACAAACUACGGUUGCCAAGCAAUUGCAGGAUAAAAAGUAUUUUAGAGUUGAGCGUAUUCAGCGCAAGAAGAGGGACUUGACGCACCUUCUCAACAAAUAUGCAGCUAAAUCUGUGGAUGAAAAUGUUUCAGUCAAACCAAAAGCCUUGACAACAGUUGAGCUUUUUGCCAAGGCAAAGGAAGAACAUGCUGGUGAAACUGUUCUGAACAGGAACAUCUUCAAGAUCGAAAAUCAGGAACUUCUGGUACUCGUGACCAAGCCUGCUGGCAAGACAAAGAUUCUUCUGGCCACAGAUCAAAAAGAGCCAAUUACUCUUCAUUGGGCUUUGUCCAAAAACAAUGCUGGGGAGUGGUUGGCACCACCUCCGGAAGUGCUACCUCCAGGUUCUGUUUCUGUAAACGGGGCUGUGGAUACACCAUUUUCAUUUAGUUCUCAUGAAUCUACCAACGAGGUCCAACAUUUGGAAAUAGAAAUUGAAGAAGAAAGUUUUAGGGGAUUGCCAUUUGUCAUUCAAUCUGCUGGAAAGUGGAUCAAGAGCAAUGGCUCAGACUUCUAUGUUAACUUUGCUGCUGGAUCCAAGCAAGUCCAGAAGGAUACUGGUGAUGGCAAGGGUACUGCAAAGGCUUUGUUGGAUACAAUAGCUGAUAUGGAGAGUGAGGCGCAGAAAUCCUUUAUGCAUCGAUUCAACAUUGCAGCAGACUUGACGGAUCAAGCCAAAGAUGCUGGAGAAUUAGGUCUUGCAGCUAUUCUGGUGUGGAUGAGGUUUAUGGCUACAAGGCAACUCAUUUGGAAUAAAAAUUAUAACGUGAAACCACGUGAGAUCAGUAAAGCACAAGACAGGCUCACAGACAAUCUCCAGAAUAUUUAUACAAGUUACCCAGAAUAUCGGGAACUUCUGCGGAUGAUAAUGUCUACUGUUGGUCGAGGUGGUGAAGGCGACGUGGGACAGCGAAUUCGGGAUGAAAUCCUGGUUCUUCAGAGAAACAAUGAUUGCAAGGGGGGAAUGAUGGAGGAAUGGCAUCAAAAGUUGCAUAAUAACACUAGCCCAGAUGAUGUUGUUAUUUGUCAGGCUCUAAUUGACUAUGUCAAAAGUGACUUCAAUAUUGAUGUUUACUGGAAAACUUUGAAUGAAAACGGAAUAACAAAAGAGCGGCUUCUUAGCUAUGAUCGUGCAAUACAUUCUGAACCAAAUUUCAGGACAGACCCGAAAGGUCUUCUUCGGGAUCUAGGAAACUACAUGAGAACAUUGAAGGCAGUUCAUUCAGGUGCAGACCUUGAGUCUGCCAUUUCAAAUUGUAUGGGCUACAGAUCAGAGGGUGAAGGCUUUAUGGUUGGAGUACAGAUAAAUCCUGUAUCAGGCUUGCCAUCUGGAUUUCCAGAUUUGCUGCAAUUUGUCCUAGAACAUAUUGAAGACAGUAAUGUUGAAGCCCUUCUUGAGGGUCUGCUAGAGACUCGGCAGGAGCUUCGGCCAUUGCUUUCUAAGCCAAAUAAUCGCCUGAGGGAUCUUUUAUUUUUGGACAUCGCCCUUGAUUCUGCUGUUAGGACCGCCAUUGAGAGGGGAUAUGAAGAAUUAAAUACUGCUGGACCAGGGAAAAUAAUGUACCUCAUCGCUAUGGUUCUUGAAAAUCUGGCUUUGUCCUCAGAUGAUAAUGUGGAUUUGAUCUACUGCUUGAAGGGAUGGAAUCAAGCUGCCAGCAUGUUAAAGAGUAACAAUGAUCACUGGGCAUUAUAUGCAAAAUCAGUCCUUGACAGAACCCGUCUUGCUCUUGCGAGCAAGGCAGAGUGGUAUCAGCGUGUUUUGCAACCAUCUGCGGAGUAUCUUGGAUCACUGCUUGGAGUGGACCAAUGGGCGGUGAACAUAUUUACUGAAGAAAUUAUUCGUGCUGGAUCUGCUGCUUCUUUGUCUUCACUUCUUAACCGACUUGAUCCAGUUCUUCGAAAGACAGCUCAUCUAGGAAGUUGGCAGGUUAUCAGCCCAGUUGAAGUUGUCGGAUACGUUGUUGUCGUGGAUGAGUUGCUUGCUGUUCAGAAUAAAUCUUACGGGCAGCCAACAAUUUUAGUGGCAAAAAGUGUUAAAGGAGAGGAAGAAAUUCCAGAUGGUACUGUUGCUGUGCUGACACCUGAUAUGCCAGAUGUCCUAUCUCAUGUUUCUGUUCGAGCAAGAAAUGGCAAGGUCUGCUUUGCUACGUGUUUUGAUCCAAACACACUGUCUGACCUACGAGCCAGAGAAGGGAAGUUGUUACACUUAAAACCAACAUCCGCUGAUAUAACUUAUAGUGAGGUAAAGGAGGAUGAGCUAGCUGAUGCAAGUACAAGUCCUCUAAAAGAAGGGGCACCAUCCACUCUGACUUUGGUCAGAAAAAAGUUCAACGGUAGAUAUGCCAUAUCGUCCGAGGAAUUCACAAGCGAAAUGGUUGGAGCCAAAUCACGGAAUAUUUCUUAUCUAAAAGGAAAAGUUCCAUCUUGGAUUGGAAUUCCUACAUCAGUUGCCCUCCCAUUUGGAGUUUUUGAGAAAGUUCUCUCAGAUGAUUCAAAUAAGGAAGUGGCCGCAAAGCUAGAAAUUCUGAAGAAAAAGCUGAAAGAAGAAGAUUUUGGCUCCCUCAAGGAGAUUCGCGAGACAGUUUUGCAUCUUGCUGCACCACCCCAAUUAGUACAAGAGCUGAAAACUAAAAUGAAAAGUUCUGGAAUGCCUUGGCCUGGUGAUGAAGGUGAACAGAGGUGGAAUCAAGCAUGGACGGCUAUAAAAAAAGUCUGGGCUUCAAAAUGGAAUGAGAGAGCAUACUUCAGCACAAGAAAAGUAAAAUUAGACCACGAUUAUCUCUGUAUGGCGGUUCUUGUUCAGGAAAUUAUUAAUGCUGACUAUGCAUUUGUUAUCCACACAACUAAUCCAUCUUCAGGAGACGACUCAGAGAUAUAUGCUGAGGUUGUUAAGGGACUUGGAGAAACCCUAGUCGGAGCCUAUCCUGGACGUGCUUUAAGUUUUCUCUGCAAGAAGAAUGAUCUGAAUUCUCCUCAGGUGUCGGGUUAUCCAAGUAAACCCAUCGGACUCUUUAUAAGACGGUCGAUAAUCUUCCGAUCUGAUUCCAAUGGUGAAGAUCUGGAAGGUUAUGCUGGUGCAGGUCUUUAUGACAGUGUUCCUAUGGAUGAGGAAGAGCAAGUGGUGCUCGACUACUCAUCCGAUCCAUUGAUCGUUGAUGACGACUUCCGCCACUCCAUCCUUUCAAGCAUUGCUCGUGCAGGAAGUGCAAUAGAAGAGCUUUAUGGGUCUCCACAAGACAUUGAAGGCGUGAUUAGAGAUGGAAAACUCUACGUCGUCCAAACAAGACCCCAAAUGUGAUAUGGUUAAAAUGUGGCUUGUUCUGCUAUUGUCAAGUUCACUGUACAAUUCUAGGACCUAUGCGCCUGUUUCCAAAUGAAAAGGAAAGAAAAACAAGCAAGAAUGAUUUGCUAGAAAGAGGUAAAGAAUAAAACGGAUAUAUGAAAAGGUGAUACAUAUACAUUACAUCGAGUUAAUGGUAUCUUGAGGCCUUGUAUUUUCAAAAUAAUUAUGCAUAUGUAAUUUCGUCAUAUAUACUUGAUGAGUUAAAUGCAUCUAUUAUUUAUUCAGAGAGUUCUAUCUUUUUCUACCGUCGCAUUGCUGAAGCAAUGCUUA